GACCUUUCAAAGUUAAACUAUCAAUUAAGAUGUCUGAGUUUACGCCUACAAAGCAAAGGUUCUCCUAUCCGAUGUGUAGUUCACCGUAGUAAACUGGGAAAUGGGCCUCUACUAUGAGAACCUGAAGCCCAAGUUCGAAAGUAUCAAUUCCUCUCUCAAGUAUGACAAGAAGGAGGCGCUAUCAGCUUACUCCAGCGUGGAGAUAAAUCUGAAGGCGAAAUAUCCUACCUUGUUAUAUGCCGAUCUCAUCUCUCGAGCACGCGCAGAGCUGUCCGUCGACUUAAAGGCGAGCCAUCUCGUCUGGGGACAAUCCUGAAAGUAACUAUAGCGACCUCUUCGGGUAACACUGAGACAGGCCUAAAAACUUUUGCUAUCACUGCAGUCGGUACUUCUGCUUCAGCGAGAACUGGGCUUGAUCCACACGCGGCACUCUGAGGACCUAGUGGCGGUCGAAUACGGUCCCGUAGACAUUCUGCAUACAUAUCAUGGCGACGAAAUUAACGUAUCCUUCGGAAACCGAAUAACCCGUGACCAACUGUCAAAUUGUUAUAAGCGUGAAAGCAACAGUGAUCCUAUCUGAAUAUGCUCACCUUGAUAUCCACAGCCUGUUGUAAAUACAGAGCAACGUCCAGCUCUUACGCCUCGAGAUAAGGACCAUUCUUAACAAAGCCGAGGACAGUAGAGCGACUUGAAUCCCAUCUACUCCGGCACGUAGAAGGAGCACGAUAAACGACUUCUCCGUUCUAUAUCGCGUUCAACCGGAGCCGGGAGACAUUACCAUCAUGGCUCUGGGUCACUGUGGAUAGUGCGUGGG
Molecule: messenger RNA, 814 nt
Organism: Somion occarium
Lineage: Eukaryota; Fungi; Basidiomycota; Agaricomycetes; Polyporales; Cerrenaceae
Source: the annotation of a GenBank genome assembly